UACGUAUUGACUUUUGAGUUUCUCGCUUUCUCCGAAUUUUCCUGAAUCACACAGGGAGAAAGCCCGGAAUUUACAGUCUACACUUUCUCGCUUAGUUUGUCAAUCAAAUGCGUCGCGCGGCUCUACACGCUCUCCGUACCGCCCGUCGCGUGCCAGCAGGAUGGAAGGCUGCUGGUAGGAAACCGUGCGCGGUGUCCUUCUCCAGCAGUCCCAAUUUCAGUAUCCGUCCAUCCUCCUUCUCUGCGGGCAGAUAUCCCCCCUUUCUUCCUGCCACAUUACAAUCUUCGAUGCAUCUCCGGAAUUUCUCACUUGCAGUAAUUUCCACGGUCGUGGCCUCAGGGGCCUGGUAUGCAUAUCAAGGAAAUGCCGGUACCCAGCCGACAACAGCCUUGAACGGAACAACAUCCGCCUCGCAGAUCCGCUCGAUUUCCUCCACAGCCGGCGCUCACGCUGAAGAUCCCGUGGAAACCACCCGCCGUGCCCUCCUGGUGGACAACGACCAGUUUUAUACCGCUACCCUAUCUGGAGAACAACCCCUCUCGAAGCACACGGACGAUUCCGACCGUCGGGUCCUCGAGAUGUUGACUCCGGAACAGGCGACCCAGAAACUGCGGAAGAACGAGGAGUCAUACCUGGUGAAUCGCGGUCAGGGUGUGGUACGUUACGACAUAGUUCAGGUCCCCAGUAAUUCUCCUAUCGAGGAUGAUCAUGCCGAGAAGGUUGUCGAGGUCCCGUCGUCGGUGGCGGCAGCUCAAGAAGGUCACGCCAACAGUGAUUGGAUGUUCUGGGGCGUAUUCGAUGGUCACUCUGGCUGGACUACUUCCGCUAAGCUGCGCAAUGUCCUCAUUUCAUAUGUUGCUCGGGAGUUGAACUCCACCUACAAAGCUGCAGCUGCGGACCCAUUAAUCCUUACUCCGUCAUCUGAAGCGGUGGAUGCUGCCAUCAAACAGGGGUUUGUUCGCCUGGAUAAUGAUAUCGUGUACGAAAGCGUCGACAAGGUGUUGAAGUCAAAUUCCCGCCGUGUUGCGGCUGAGAUGCUGGCUCCCGCUCUUUCCGGCUCCUGUGCUCUGCUGGCUUUCUACGACUCUCAAUCAAAGGAUCUGAAGGUUGCCGUGGCCGGUGAUUCGCGGGCUGUUCUGGGUCGUCGGGGCCCGAAUGGAAAGUGGUCUGCGACAGCGCUCUCUGAAGAUCAGACCGGCGGCACUCCAUCUGAGAUGCAACGUCUCCGUCAGGAACACCCGGGAGAAGCCAACGUUGUCCGCAACGGCCGGAUCCUCGGUCAAUUAGAGCCUAGCCGAUCCUUUGGCGAUGCCUUCUACAAGUGGAGCAAGGAGACACAGGACAAGAUCAAACGGCAAUUCUUCGGCCGCACGCCUCAUCCGCUGCUGAAGACUCCUCCGUAUGUCACCGCCGAGCCCAUCAUCACCACAACCAAGGUUGAACCUAGUCGGGGUGACUUUCUCGUGCUCGCCACGGACGGUCUCUGGGAGAUGCUGAGCAACGAGGAAGUUGUUGGGUUGGUAGGGGAGUGGGUGGACAAGCAGCAGCAGCAGUCUGGUAGCAGCAAGGCCUGGUUGCGCAGUUGGUUUGGAUUUGAAAACAAACAGCUCCCUGUCGAAGCGACCGCCGAGACCGGCACAGAAGGUCAGCGCCGUCCUAUCCGCCAGCAGCAGUAUGAUAUCUCUGGUGCGGCCAGCCGAUUCACCGUGGAAGAUAACAACGCGGCAACCCAUCUUGUGCGGAAUGCCAUGGGCGGAAAGGACAAGGACAUGGUUUGUGCUCUACUGACGCUUCCGAGCCCCUAUUCUCGGCGAUACCGCGACGACGUCACCGUCGAGGUCAUCUUCUUCGGCGAGGGCCCUGAUACCCGGACAAUCACUGUGAACCAGGAGGCUAGUGCAUCCGAGGAGACCCCCAAAGCGAAAUUGUGAUUCAAGCAGCCACCACCGCAACUCACGAGAUUUAACGCGAGCCUCCUUGCCAACCAUACAGACAGUCAGUCGGAGCCAUCGUGCGGAAGAAUGGGGUAGACCCUGGCUUAUUCUCCAUCACUCCACUUCAUUUUUGUUAAACUCCGUUCGGUUCACACUGGAUACUGCAAGGAUGCUCUUUAGGUGAGCUAAUUAAAUCUGCUAUGCAGAAUCUAUUUGGCAUUACUUCCCGCGGGUCUGGGAUGAUAAAGUUUGUUUCAAUAUGCAUUUUCACACAUAAAGGCGAGCAUCUUAUAGGUAACGAUAUGCUAUGAAAUUCUUAAAAUAUUGCAUUCAUAAUCCAGGU
Aspergillus uvarum CBS 121591 is the source of this 2277-nucleotide messenger RNA. RefSeq names its product type 2C protein phosphatase ptcF (gene ptcF). Gene Ontology annotation, biological process: protein dephosphorylation. Bases 108 to 1931 code for a protein of 607 amino acids. The record is from RefSeq and is a predicted model, not a curated record. The transcript is spliced from 3 exons. Gene Ontology annotation, molecular function: protein serine/threonine phosphatase activity. Lineage: Eukaryota; Fungi; Ascomycota; Eurotiomycetes; Eurotiales; Aspergillaceae.